CAAGGCGAAGGAACAAGGAAGACCUAGUAUAUCCGUUGCAGGUAGUCUACAUUAACUGAAAAUGGCUCUUCUGGACGUUUGCGGAAUAUCAGACUGGGUGAAAGAAGACACGUUCAGCGCACAGAAAGCCUCGGUUGACCGAGUUAACCACUUUAAUUUCGCAGCACGAGAGCCAGAGCUGGCGGUCCCGAUCGGAGUUGACCCAGCUGAGUUUCUGAAACCAUUUACGGACUGUGAGGAUGGGGUUGAGGGGGUCACCAUUAAGCUGGAACAUGGUACCACCACUCUGGCCUUUAAAUUUCAGCAUGGGGUGAUGGUAGCUGUGGACUCAAGAGCCUCUGCAGGGGCAUACGUUAGCACUCAGAUGUUUAAGAAGGUGAUUGAGAUCAAUCCCUACCUACUGGGAACCAUGUCUGGAAGUGCAGCAGACUGUGUGUACUGGGAGAGGGUCCUGGCCAGAGAGUGCAGGAUUUACAAGCUGAGGAACAAGGAAAGGAUUUCUGUAUCUGCUGCCUCUAAGCUGCUGGCUAAUAUGGUAGCAAAUUAUAGAGGCAUGGGUCUUUCUAUGGGUACCAUGAUCUGUGGAUGGGACAAGAAGGGUCCUGGGUUAUACUAUGUUGAUGACAACGGGUUGCGACUGAGUGGGAACAUGUUCUCCACGGGGUCUGGGAACUCUUACGCCUAUGGCGUGAUGGACAGUGGUUAUCGUUACGACCUGACGGUGCCAGAAGCCUAUGAUUUGGCCCAGCGAGCUAUAUUUCAUGCCACACAUAGAGAUGCCUACUCUGGAGGAACAGUGAACAUGUAUCACAUGCAAGAGACUGGCUGGAUUAAAGUCUCUCAGGAGGAUGUUGGGGAGCUGUAUCACCGUUUUGCUGCGGAGAAAAAAUGAAAACUGUCAUUAAUCACUUUUUAUUGUUGAUUUACAGGAGUGAAGAUACAAUAAACACUAUGAAAAAA
Molecule: messenger RNA, 960 nt
Organism: Sinocyclocheilus anshuiensis
Lineage: Eukaryota; Metazoa; Chordata; Actinopteri; Cypriniformes; Cyprinidae
Product: proteasome subunit beta type-8-like
Exons: 6
Coding region: 62-892 (276 amino acids)
Cellular component (GO): proteasome core complex; cytoplasm
Molecular function (GO): threonine-type endopeptidase activity
Source: RefSeq, a predicted model, not a curated record